Messenger RNA from Gaeumannomyces tritici R3-111a-1, 2034 nucleotides. RefSeq lists its product as hypothetical. The transcript is spliced from 2 exons. NCBI's taxonomy places the organism in Eukaryota, Fungi, Ascomycota, Sordariomycetes, Magnaporthales, Magnaporthaceae. The record is from RefSeq and is a predicted model, not a curated record. Bases 1 to 2034 code for a protein of 677 amino acids.
AUGCGGCUUAUCAACACCCGAACCCUCCGGAUCCACGACUUCGUGGGGAUGCGGGUGCCGCCGUACGCGAUCCUGUCGCACACCUGGGGCCGCGGCGAGGUCACCUUCCAGGACUGGAAUCGGCCCGACGGUCGGCACCGCGAGGCCUUGGCCGGGUACCCCAAGAUCGCGGCGACCUGCGCCCGGGCGCGCGAGCGGGGGCUGGACUUCGCCUGGGUCGACACGUGCUGCAUCGACAAGACGAGCAGCGCCGAGCUGAGCGAGGUCAUCAACUCCAUGUUUGCCUGGUACCGCAACGCGGCCGAGUGUUUUGGGUACCUCGAGGACGUCGAGGAUCCCAACGUGGAGGCCGUCGUCGCGGAGCCAAGCGGCGUCGGAAUGGCAGGGCGCGUCGGCUUCUCCGACAGCCGGUGGUUCACGCGCGGCUGGACGCUGCAGGAGCUCCUCGCGCCGCACGACAUGAGGUUUUUUACCCGGGAUUGGGUGCCCAUCGGCCGCAAGCUCGACAUGGCCGAAAAGCUCGAGAGCAUCACCGGCAUCGAUAAUAAAGUGCUCGAAGGCAACGAGCCAUUGGGCCGUGUUAGUAUAGGCCGCCGCAUGAGCUGGGCUGCCAACCGGCGGACCAGCAGGCCCGAGGACCGCGCGUAUAGCUUGCUGGGUAUUUUUGGCGUCAACAUGCCGCUAAUUUACGGCGAAGGGGCGCGGAUGGCGUUUCGGAGGCUGCAGGAACAGAUACUGGCGCGGUCCGACGACCAUACUAUUUUCGCGUGGCGCGCAUCGGCGACUGACGAGCAGGACGAGGCAGAACAGGACGGCGCCGCCACCGCCCCCUCCACGACCAAUAAGCACGCGUCCGGGCUCCUCGCGACGGGGCCGUAUCAGUUCCGCAACUUCCUGAACCGGCCCGGGACCAACACGGGCCUCGCGGGCAGCGUGGCGUCCGAGGGCGACCCGCUCGACAACAUCGUGCGGGUGUGGGACGACACGGCGCCGCAGGAGCCCAUCACGCUGACCAACAGGGGCAUCCGCAUCACGGGCCGCGUCGUGGACCUGGCGCCGGGGUCGAGGCGCCACGAGCUGCUGGUCCUGGUCCUCAACUGCUCGCCCGGCUGGAACCCGCUGCUGAUGACGGGCAUCUACAUCCGGCGCGAGCGGGGCGUCCAGUACUCGCGCCUGCGGCCCGACGAGCUGGUCGAGAUCGAGGUCGGCGGCGACGGCAGCAGCGGCGCCUCGCCCUGGCUCCAGACGCUGACGCUGUACGGGCUCGCGUCGGCCGAGGACGUGCGCGGCCACAGCUACGUGCGGCCCUGGACCUCGGCCGCCGAGAUCCGGCUCGAGAUGCAGCAGGAGAGCCACCUGAACGCGCUCGGCCUCGGCCGCCUCAAGGACGUGGAAAAAGAAGAGGAGGAGGAGAAGAAGCAAGAGGGCGGCGAGGAGUCGGUGGUGGAGAUGGCGCCGGCGCCGGCCACGAUGACCGAGGUCGGCGUCGUCGAGCGGUACAGCAACGCCUUCUACAUGAAUGAGGGCUGCUUCAACCCGCGCGUCCUGACGGGGGGCGGGUCGCCGUUUGGCGGCUACGCGUUGCAGACCAUCCUCACGGGCACGUCCAAGGGCCGCUACCGCCUGUUCCGCUUCGACCCGACGGAGCGCGACGACCUGGUCAUCAAGAACCGCAGCGACUUCCGCGCCGUCCUCACCUUCACGUCGUCGGGCGACCCUUCCCACGUGCUCCUGGUCCUGCUCGCCACCAACGAGGUGCCGCUGACGGGCAGCAGCAAUGAAAGAGGCGACGACAGCUCGCCGCCGAGGCAGGGCCUAUGGUUCAACGUUGUCAAGAGCACGCGCCGCGACCAGUGGACCAAGGUCGGGCUCGCGGCGGGCUCGGACCCGACCACGGCGCUGGACCCGGAGAGCCUGCUCCUCGGGGCCGCCCCCGUCGAUCCGAGCAAGCCGCACCAUUCGGUGACGGUAAAGGUGUCGGGGGACCUGCUCGUUACGGUGCGCGUCUGGACCAAGGCGACCACAUCGAAGUGA